Penicillium canescens is the source of this 1026-nucleotide messenger RNA. Its product is annotated as twinfilin. Bases 1 to 1026 code for a protein of 341 amino acids. Lineage: Eukaryota; Fungi; Ascomycota; Eurotiomycetes; Eurotiales; Aspergillaceae. Gene Ontology annotation, cellular component: actin filament; cytoplasm. The record is from RefSeq and is a predicted model, not a curated record. The transcript is spliced from 4 exons. Gene Ontology annotation, biological process: barbed-end actin filament capping; actin filament depolymerization. Gene Ontology annotation, molecular function: actin monomer binding; actin filament binding.
AUGCAGUCCGGAAUUACAGUCUCCUCGGAGCUGCACGAUGCCUUCACCCGCUUCAACUCCGACCCCUCAACCUUCUGCCUGCCAGUAACCAUAACAUCCGAAAGCCUCACUCCCCUCCCAGCCUUGUCUUUCCAAGGCGAGCCAACCAAGGAAUCGUUCAUUGCCUCCCUUCCCCAGCUGUCAACAAUCCUCCAGCCCAAAACACCCCUCUAUCUCCUUCUCCGACGCCCCACCGCCGCGGGUGCUGCAACCCUCAUCGCUCUAACCUACAUACCGUCCAAUGCGCCCGUGCGGGCCAAGACGCUCUUUGCGUCGACUCGCUCGACCCUGACUCGCGAGCUUGGCACGGAGAAGUUCGGUUCGACUGUCUUUGCUACUGAGGAGGAGGAGAUCCUCGGUGUUGAGGCCUGGAAGGAGCGUGAUGGGGAGGGCGCUGGGGGUGUUAGUCGUGAGGAUAUGAUGGGUGAGAAGGAGCGGGAGCUCGAGGCUGUUAGACGGGCUGAGGCUGAGGCUAGGAGUGGUACUCCAGGGCGGGAUAUUGGUAUUGGGGGCACUUUUGGUCCUGGGUCUGGCUCUGGCAUGAAGAUCUCUAUGCCUGUUGAUGAAGAGGCUAAGACUGCCCUGCGGGAUCUACAGGAUGGUGGAUUGGUGCAGCUGACGAUUGAUAUCCCCACGGAGAAGAUCACGCUGGCCGAUUCCCAAUCUAGUGUUGAGCCAAACUCCGUUGCCACACAUAUCUCCUCGACUUCGCCGCGCUAUUCCUUCUACCACUACCCUGGGUCUGAUGUCGUGGUCUUUGUGUACACCUGCCCGACCGGAUCAUCCAUCAAGGAGCGCAUGCUGCACGCUAGCUCGCGGAGGAACGCCAUCGCGGUUGCUGAACAGGAAGGACUCAAAAUCUUGAAGAAGAUUGAGGCUUCAGGCCCUGAUGAAAUUACCGCCAUGCGUUUGCAAGAGGAAGUAAACCCGCCACAAAACCAGGGCACUGCGCGAGGAUUCGCCAGACCCCGUCGCCCUGGCAGGUAA